UCAAGUACAAGCAGAUUUGGAAUAAUGGAUUGUAACCUGACUCGAAGAAAAAUUGAUUUUUUCAAUCAAGCGCUAGAAUCCAGAGAGUAUAAGCUCGAAAAUCUCUAUCUUCAAGACAAGAAUCUCGAAAUAAGAGAAUUUUACAACUUGGCUAAACUGGCAUCAACUACAAAACCUAAAUUAUUAGGUUUUAAAGAUUCCGAUCUGAACUUCGAUAAAUUAGAUUCUUUUGCCAGAGGAGCUUCAGAAAACAAAUUGCAGCUUCAUACAUUGACGAUUAUGGAAGAAAAAUCAAUGGAACCCGAAGUAUUCUUCAAAUUUGCCCAGGUUGCUUCAGUCACUAACUCUGAAAAAAUAUGUUUUCACCACUGUAAUCUAACAAAUGAAAAGCUUGAUUCGUUUUCACAAGGAGCAUUAGAAUGCGGAUUAAAGAUUCCGAUGCAAAUACUCCCACACCAGUUACUAACAAGUUCACAAGUUCUUUUUAGGAGUCAAUAUCUUGUCAGUCAUUUUGCAAAUUGGUCAAUUGCUUUUAUAAAACAAUAA
Molecule: messenger RNA, 546 nt
Organism: Styela clava
Lineage: Eukaryota; Metazoa; Chordata; Ascidiacea; Stolidobranchia; Styelidae
Source: RefSeq, a predicted model, not a curated record